UUCGCGGAUAUUUUUACAAACAGUCUAGCUUGGGUCGUUAUUAGUAGGCUUUAAGUGGAUUUUAACAAAAAUUUUGGUCAGGCAAAAUUUCUAGAAAAUGGCUAAACUACAGCUUUUGAAUGCUUACCUCACCGAGCGGUUAAUGGUGGCUGUAGAUGAGAUACUGGAGGUGGUCGGGGGGACAGUGUCAGAAUUCGAGGAGGAGACUGCCCGGACGAAGAGAGAGAAUGAAGUCCUAAAACGAAGGUUACGAGAAGUUGGACUCGACACGGGAACGGAAUGUUCAGCAGUCUCGACCAGGCCUGUUUCUCUCUCUGUGUCUGGGCAGCACCAGUGGAGUUCCGACCAGGGUCCAGACCUUGAGUCUACACAGACCCAGAACCACAUGGUAAUGAGCCAGGAUGAGAUGCCUGCCACACAUAGCCAGCUACCCACAGACUGCACCGAGUGGAAGAGUCUGUGUAACUCUCCACGUACCAUGUCCUCACAACAGACCGAUACAUCAGCUACCACCCCAGUAGUAGCUCCAUUGACUUCAGCGUCCGUGAAAAGGGACUUGGACGAAGAAGACGACCAGCUUCUACUUCCCUCUGCAAAUCCCUUCAGCAGCACAUCAUGCCCCGUGGACAGAGUGGUUUUACACUAUAACUCUGAGAGCAUCAAAACAGAGCCUAGUGAUACUAGCCCUAUUGACUUGGGGUCAGUAUCUGCUCAGAUGGGGUGUGGUGAACUAAACCCCAGUUCGGACCCUGGACCAGCCACUGUUGAAACCAGGUACAUUGUUUCAGACCUGAGCGCUGACCUGGAAUCAGUGGUUACAGACAGCAGCAGGUAUGGUGCCUCCACUGCCUCGGGUGUCCCAACUGACCUGGUAUCAGCUAGUGCGGCCAUGAUCCCAGACGGCUUUUUCCGUCAGAUUGGCAGCGAUGGUUGUGUAACAACAGGGCCAGAACUAGACUUCGGGGACACCACCACCACCAGUACCGUAGGUCCCUUGACCUCCCUGUUCUAUCCGGGUCAAACCAGACGUCAACAACAAACAAAUAGAUCAACAAAUAGGGGUCAUCAACAAGUAAACAGGUCCACAAACAACAGGGGUCAACAACCAACAAACAGCAGGGGGGAUCAGAAGUCCCACCCGUGCCCUCAGUGCGGUAAGAUAUUCAGUCACGUGUCACGCCUCAAGAUCCACCUCCGCAUUCACACAGGGGAGAAGCCGUACGUUUGUGCACUGUGUGGCAAGCGAUUCAACAACGAUGGCACACUGAGGAACCACCGGCGCGUUCACACAGAGCUGCGGUUGUACGGCUGCCCUGUCUGCGGCAUGAGCUUCAAGGACGCCUACACGUGUAGGAAGCACCAGCGCGUACAUAAUGGAAUGCGGCCUGCCGGUGGCGGGGCCCACACCUGCAGCUUGUGUGGCAAGGCUUUCAGUGAGGCAGCUAAGCUGACCAAACACAUCAGGACUCAUGUCUCAGACAUUGGAUGAGGGCAGUACAAUCUAUAAAGACUUUUUAUAGCAUACACAAAGGCUUUAUAAGCACUAUAUAAAUGCUUCACAAAUAAUCUAUAAGUGUAAGUGUAUGUCAUACAUGGUGUAUAAAGGGUGACAAAACAAUUCCCACUGUAGAGUUUAUUGCCAAAUGUAAGUUAAUACACUAUUUAUAGAUUAUGACAUAUGCUUAUGAUUUGUAAAGCAUUUAAAUAGUGUUAUAUAAAGCCUUUCUUUAUAAGUUUUUCUUUGCAACGGAGCUCCCGAGUGGCGCAUCCUUCUAAGGCACUUCACCCAAAGUGCAGCGGGGCGUCACUACAGCCUGACGUGACCCGGGAGUUCCAAGGGCAGUGCAUAAUUGGCCUAGCACUGUCCGGGUUAGGGGAGGGUAGGGUUGGCAGGGGAUUCCUUGUCUUAACUUGCUCUAGCGUCUUCGCAUGGCGGACUGGGCGCCUGCAAGCUGACUAGGGUCGUCAAUUGAACGGUGUCCCCUCCAACACAUUGGUCCGGCUAACUUCCGGGUGUUUAUAAGAAGCAGCGUGUUUGUCCGAUCCUCACCUCUCCUGAGCCCGUUGGGGAGUUGCCAUAAUGGAACACAAUUGGAUACCACAAAAUUCUUUCAUUUCUAAAUGGCAAAACAGAUAUAUAUGAAAAUCUCUAAUCCAAAAUGCUGGAGUAUAGAGACACAUUUUAUUUUAGCUUCACUGUCCAAAUACAUAUGGAGGGGUGUGUAUGACCAUGGCUGCACCGGCUUCAACGGGACAUGUCUUUGUGUACUCUGUCUGUGGCAGACGGUGUGCAUCCCGCAUCUGAUUAUACAGUCAUCAGCGAUCCCACAAGGAGUAGUUGAAGUCAUCAUCAGAUGUGAUGGACUACCUUAAGCAAGCAGCAAGUGUGUGUAGACGUAUUCUUUUUUUUACUGUGCGUGUGUGUUUUACUUUACUGCAUUUGUGUUUGUGCACCAGCCCGUCCAAAGGGCAGCGGGUCCCAGUCUGUCAGUCUGUUACAGGGAGGUUAUUUACUUUUGCUGUGUUGUAGUAUUGAUCCACUUCCUGCUUGUGACUCGGGGGUUGGAGCCUACUGACCUUAGAGACUGCAGAGGAUGAACCAUAGGUUGAAGACACUGGUGUCAAACACAAUUCCUUGAGAGCCACAGUCAGUGUCUGCUUGUUUUUUAUCUUAAAAAAAAAAAAAACGAUUUUAGGAUCUAGAUCUGCAAGAAAAACCGGGGUCAUGUUGACUUGGCAUAAAACGGAUAUUAACUGAAACUAUUUGAACUUGUCCAAUAACAAACACUGAUUAAUUAAGUAAAAGGCAGGAACCAAAACCCACUGACACCACAGUGCAGAAUCUAAGGACUGGAGUUUUACUUGUGUGGUUUAGGAGUCCAAAACCACAUUCCUUACCCCAGGACACUUCAUAAGGUGACUAUCCAGGAAAAUGAAAGGAAAAUGAGCACCCCGUGUCUGCACUGAACUAAGGAUUUUAUUUAGAGAGACACAAACCGGCUUAGGAUGCCUUCAUUAGAGUCUCAUCAUGGUCUCUCAUAGCAAGUGCUCAGACUUUGACUUAUUGUGGCGCUGAUAGUUCAGAGCCUUAUGUACAAUAAAUGGGUUUAUUUUUAAA
This is a messenger RNA of Salvelinus namaycush (lake trout), 3118 nucleotides long. Its product is annotated as zinc finger protein 235. The record is from RefSeq and is a predicted model, not a curated record. Bases 98 to 1489 code for a protein of 463 amino acids. NCBI's taxonomy places the organism in Eukaryota, Metazoa, Chordata, Actinopteri, Salmoniformes, Salmonidae. The transcript has 2 exons. Gene Ontology annotation, cellular component: nucleus.